This is a messenger RNA of Truncatella angustata, 1301 nucleotides long. RefSeq lists its product as uncharacterized. NCBI's taxonomy places the organism in Eukaryota, Fungi, Ascomycota, Sordariomycetes, Amphisphaeriales, Sporocadaceae. The record is from RefSeq and is a predicted model, not a curated record. The transcript has 5 exons. The coding region runs from base 93 to 1208 and encodes 371 amino acids.
CCCCUAAACAAAGUUCGUUGAGUGGGUUGAUUUGGACAAGUCAAACCGACAUAACGAUUUACGAGUAGGAGCGAUAGGGCAUCUCAUACGACAUGGAGUUUGCUGCGACUUUUGGCAGUCUUGGCGACAUCAUUGCUAUCUGCCAAAUAACAAUUCAAUUAAGUCGCGCACUUGGAAUUGGUACGGCCGGGGCUUCCAGUAGUGCCUGGGAGUAUCAGGAGCUUCGCAAAGAAAUAGAUAUUUUCAUCAACAUAUUGCUCAAUGUCGUCGCAACGUGUGAGCAAUAUACUUCACCGAGUUUGAGUGACUUGAAUAGGACUAUACAUACUAUAGUACAAGACUGCCACAUUCAGAUCCAAGAGAUUCUCCAUCGUUUUGUACCUAAAUACCACGAAAGUCUAAAACCCGGUGGCUCAACAAGAAAGAUUGUAGAUGCUUUCAAAAAGCUGGAAUGGACGGUUAAAGAGAAAGAACGCACCCGAGAAUUGCAGGAUAAACUCCAUACCAAUGGACAAAAACUUUCUAUGCUUAUGCUCAUUGUUUCAAGGCAAUCAGCGCAUGCAAACAAUGCAACACUCCUAGCCAGGAUUGAAGAGGUGUCGAUUUUGGUCUCCAAACAGGAGCAACACCAAAACGUAUUGCUAGAUCGUCUCAACCGAACUAUCGAUCAUUUCCAACGACAAGAAAACCAGAUCGAUGCGAUCGAGCACAACAUCGAAGUCCACUUAGAUAACAACAAUACCAUAUUGACCAUUGCUAAAAGCACGAUUGACCCAAUCAAGCACUUGGAGCAAUUAUUGGCAAAUGUUGCGCACGAUGUUGUCCAAUUACGUGAGACAGUAUCGAAUUCCAACUUUAUACGGUCGUUGGAUCCUACUCGAGAAAUGCCACUGAAUCUGAACGACGCGUUCGGUCGGGAUAUUGCAAUACCCCUCCAGCUCAUAAUAGAUUGGCAGUCUUUCAACACGAUCCUCGGAAUUUUGUUCCAAAGUCAGAAGGGUCACGACAUGGUUCUAAAGCAGCAAUUUGCUCUUGAAGAACACUUCUCUGGGAAGGAUAUCGCGCGGGAUUCACCUUUAUCUGAGUGUAUCAGACGAGGCAUGCGGAUCGAUAUGAGUAUGAUUUUCGAAACAAACAUCGUAUUGCUAGGAGCCUGCCCUCGAUGUCGCGAGGAUACCGACGCGCCAGAGAAUGUAACAAUACAAUGACACAGAACUGCGGGAUGUGGUUUCGCGUCCUACAAACUAAGAUCUCACGGACACCUAUUCAGCAAGGAUUUCUUGGUGGCGUGAUCAGGGAAC